Messenger RNA from Empidonax traillii (willow flycatcher), 4414 nucleotides. RefSeq names its product pleckstrin and Sec7 domain containing 2 (gene PSD2). Gene Ontology annotation, molecular function: protein binding; phospholipid binding; guanyl-nucleotide exchange factor activity. The record is from RefSeq and is a predicted model, not a curated record. Bases 358 to 2874 code for a protein of 838 amino acids. Lineage: Eukaryota; Metazoa; Chordata; Aves; Passeriformes; Tyrannidae. The transcript is spliced from 16 exons. Gene Ontology annotation, biological process: regulation of ARF protein signal transduction.
GGGAGAGCAGGAGACGAGGGAGAAGGAAGCCAAUAACAGGGAGGUCUAGGAAGGUGGUGGAGGGGGAGGGACGGGGCCACUCCUCCAUCGGUGGGACUGCAGAUUAUUUUGCAUGGAUUGUUGAAGAGAAAAGGGAGCUGCAUUUGUGAAGGGACCAAAAAUUAAACAGCUCAUUGCUCGGGCAGGGGCCGUGCCGGGAUCGGGAGCUCCGGGCUGCAGCGGCUGCGGUAGGUGUGGCGAUGCUGCGCGCUCUGUGACGGCGGGGGAUGCUCACGGAUGCGCCUGGAGGAGAGGUAGUGCCGAGCCUGAGCUGAGCGCGGGGAGCGGUCCCGCAAGCGCUGGGACAACGAGCGGAACAUGAGCGAGAGCAGCCCCGUUCCACGGUCCGCCGAGCGCCAGGAGUGCGAGCCGCAUUCCUCGGGCUCGCCGGCGGCCCCGCCGUCCUGCAGCGAUGGGGACGAGCAGCUCGGCCAGCCCCCGGAGCCUGCCAGCGGCAGAGCCAGCCCCCGGCGCGAUAAUGCUCAGCCCUCCCGAGCGGAGGGGGAGCGCGGGGCCCCGCGGGACGAACAUCUGGAAGCGGUGACAGAGCCAGGCGAGAGGCACAGCGAGGCACAGGGACAAGGGACAGGCGCUGCCAGCCAGAGCCCCCCUGAGGACGGGGCAGUGCUGGCCAACGGGGUGGACACAGCGCCGGUCACGGGGCCGGAGCAGCCACAGCAGCAGCAGCAGCAGGACGGGGACAUUCCCAGCCGGAGCAGCCCGGAUUUGGGGGAGAGGGGCUCCCCCAGCCCGGAGAUACCUAGAGGGGCCCUGAGCAAGGAGAGGUGGCACAGCGUCCUGGGAUCCUCGGAGGCUCUCAGCGCUGACGAGGCUGAGGAGCAGUUCGGGUUCGCUUCUGGCGACGCCAAGCUGAGCUGCAGCGACGAUGACAGGGAGCAUUUUCAAUUCAAAGACAUCAGGGAUGGCUUCAGCUCGACCUUCGAGAAGAUUGUUGAGUCUGACCUUAUGAAAGGGACAUACUACAGCAGCCUGGACUCUCUGGACGUGCUGUCCCUCACAGACGAGACCGACAGCUGUGUCAGCUUUGAGGCCCCGCUCACCCCGCUGAUCCAGCAAAGGGCCAAGGAAAGCCCCGAGCUCCUGGAGCAGAAACUGGCAGCCCAGCAGAGAGAGGCCCUUCACCACAUGGCUGCUGACAAGCAAGAGCAGGGAGCAGCAAAGCCAGCAGAGGGGGAUUUUGGGAGCCCUCUAAGGCACUCCAUUACCAGCAGCAGGUCGGAGAACGUGCUGAGCCGGUUGUCCCUGAAGAGUAUCCCAAAUGGGUUCCACGUGGAGGGGUCGGAGGAAGAUGCCACCAAGAUCAUUAACUCCAUCAGCGACGCCAGCCUGAAGGACACCCUGUCGGACUCCGACUCCGACAUGGGCAGCACGGAGCAGCUGGACCAGGGCAGCACGGACACCUUGGCCAACGGCUGCAGGGCGGACAGCGAGGCUGCCAAGAGGUUGGCCAAGCGCCUCUACAACCUCGAGGGCUUCAAGCGCUGCGACGUGGCACGGCAGCUCGGGAAAAACAAUGAAUUUAGCAAGUUGGUAGCAGAGGAGUAUCUCAGCUUCUUUGACUUCACCGGCCUGACCCUUGACAAAGCACUCAGGACGUUCUUGAAGGCGUUCCCGCUGAUGGGAGAGACGCAGGAGCGGGAGCGGGUGCUGAUCCAUUUCUCCCGGCGGUACUGCCAGUGCAACCCCGAGGAGAGCACGUCUGAAGAUGGGAUUCACACCCUCACCUGUGCCCUGAUGCUGCUAAACACAGACCUGCAUGGCCAUAACAUUGGCAAGAAGAUGUCAUGCCAACAGUUCAUAGCGAACCUGGACGGGCUGAACGACGGGAAGGACUUCGCAAAGGAUUUGCUGAAGACACUAUAUAACUCCAUCAAGAAUGAGAAGCUGGAGUGGGCCAUCGAUGAGGACGAGUUGAGGAAAUCCCUCUCGGAGCUGGUAGAUGACAAAUUCGGAGCCAGUGCGAAGAAAGUGACGAGGAUUGUUGACAGCAGCAACCCCUUCCUGGACAUCCCCCAGGCGCUGAACGCCAUCACCUACAAGCACGGCGUCCUCACCCGCAAAACCCACGCAGACAUGGAUGGGAAGAGAACUCCCAGAGGAAGAAGAGGUUGGAAGAAAUUUUAUGCUGUGCUUAAAGGGACCGUCCUUUAUUUACAAAAGGACGAAUAUAAACCUGACAAAGACCUCUCUGAAGUGGAUCUGAAGAACGCCAUCCGUGUGCACCACGCCUUAGCCACAAAAGCCUCCGACUACAGCAAGAAGUCCAACGUGCUCAAGCUGAAGACAGCUGACUGGAGAGUCUUCCUCUUCCAGGCCCCGAGUAAGGAAGAAAUGCUCUCCUGGAUCCUGCGAAUCAACCUUGUUGCUGCCAUUUUCUCUGCUCCAGCCUUCCCAGCUGCAAUCUGCUCCAUGAAGAAGUUCUGCCGCCCUCUCCUGCCUUCGUCCAUGACCAAGCUGUGCCAGGAGGAACAGCUGAGGUCUCAUGAAAAUAAAAUGAAGCAGAUUGCAGACGAAUUAGCAGAGCAUAAAUUACAUCCUGUAGAGAAGAGCCUCAAGUCAAAAGAGGCUGAGGAAUACAGACUCAAAGAACAUUACCUAAUAUUUGAGAAGAGCCGCUAUGAGACGUACAUCAACCUGCUGUGCAUGAAGAUAAAAGUGGGGACGGAUGACCUGGAGAGAAUCGAGACCAGUUUCUUCAAGGUGGAAGCUGAGGACCUUGCUUUGAGGAAGACACAUUCAAGCCCUUCCUUGAGCCAAGGGCACCUGUCCAGCAGCUGUAAGGCAGAAAAGGACAUUUUAGAGCAGAACACUUAACAAGGAAUGUGCGCACAGGGGGAUGAACCGGCGAUGCUCUGCGCUCCUGGACUAGAUCGAUGAGCACAAUUUUACUUAGGAAAUUAUCUGAGCAAAACCGUAGACAUGUAUGACAUGGGGAUUGCUCUAGUGAAAGAAAUCAAAGAAGCUUUAGUUGACACUCUCUGACAAUGCUCUGGCAUUUCAGCAUCAUCUCUUCUUCAUUCCCAACAGCACCAGUGGCUUUUCUUUCCCUCCUGCUGCAGCCUGCACAACAAAGGGAUGUUGCUGGUUCUUCAAGGGCCAGGUUGCUCUUCUCUCCACCAGCCCUCUCUCUCCGCCUUCCCUCCCUGGAGUCCCCACCGGUUCAUGGUCACAGUCCCCGGCAGUGCAGGAAACUCAGCUGAGAUGACGUGGUCUGUGGCACCACCAGCGCUCCCAGAGAAGGGCACAGAGGGGCAGGAGCACGUCCCUCCCGUGAGGGGAGCACCCUUCAGCACGUCUUGACACGAGACGUGGGUGUCGUGAGCUGAUCACGGACCAAGUGAGAGGUGUCUCCAGCGUGGCACAUGGGAACAUCAUCUGCCCCUGGCAGGAGAGGCCUGGAGUGCCCUCUGUCACCUUAUCCUUUUUAUAUAUAUAUAUAUACAUAUGAAUAUAUAUAAAUAAAUAUAUAUAUAUAAGGAAACUCUAACGUGGGUUUUUAACCUCAGUGUGCAAGUGAAGGCAAAGCUGCCUGGGGAAGUCGCUAGGGGCGUGGAGGGUCUGACCAGCCCACCAGGAUGUUUUAAAAAUUGCAGUAGCCUAUGUAUCUUUUUUUUUUUUCCCCUUUUUCUCAUUUUUUUUACUCGAAUGGAAGUCCCACCUGGCUUUGCUGUGGAACAUCGCUCUCCCAUUCCUGCUUAUCCAGACAAACUGGCCAAGUGGCUGCUUAUUUGGCAACCACAACAUCCACCACUUUGGGUUUGAGGCACAAUUGGAGCUGUGCAACAGCUCCAGGGAACCUUUGUGUGCAGGAGCAAUCCCACCUGCCCAUCCCUGCUGGAUCCCUCCAUCCUGCGAUGCACAUGCUGUACUCUUUUAAGUGGGGAAUUGUGUUUCUGUUCCUUUCUGCUGUCUGUGGUCCAAUGAUUUGCUGUUGUGCUGAAGUGAUUCCUCUGCAUUUCAAUGCCACGACCGUCCUCCCACGCUUUAUUUAUUUCACAGUUUGGUUUGGUCCUUUAUUUCAGAUUGCUUUUCUUUCCCCUCUUUGCAUUCACAGUAAUCAAGUUCCAGUUUUGAAGGAUCUUGUAGCUGCUAAUUACAGUCAUUUAUUGUUUAUCUUUUGCAGCAUUUUUUAAAACAAAAAGAAUAAGAUUUAUUUGGACCUUCAACGUUUGAAAGCGUAUGGACUACUGUUUUCCAUGAUGGUUCAUGACACUAAAAACCUCUUCCCAACUUUGUCACCUCUUCUUUUAUCUCUGUUUCUUUGUACAGUUUGAUAGUUUAUUUGAAAUGAUGCACUAAGAAUCAUGUAAAAAAAAAAGAAUAACAAUAAAGCUGAAUCUGUUGGUAAAGAGAA